AUGCUGAAAUUGACAAGUGUGGCAGUGCUACUGCUCUGCGUGACAAUAGCAUGUGCAGAACCUAAGCAAGCAACUCAGCAACAGCAACAACAGAAGCAGUUGCGCUCCGGUGCCGCUAUUGCUUCACCAAAUCACCCGUACAUCUUCCUUAGCGUGCCGCGUGCCAACGGCAAUGGUCAUGAAGUGCAAGGUUUCAAAGUAGUGGAAGUCGAUGAUGACGAGAAUGAAGAAGGAGCUCAAGCUAGCAAUGCAAGCAGCGAAAGUGAUGACGACAGUGUGGAUGAUGAUGCUGCCAAUGCGUCCAAAGAAGACGAUGAUGAUGAUGAUGAUGAAGAGGAUUUGGAACAUGACGACGAUGUCGAAGAUAGCAAUGACGCGGAGUUUGAGUAUAAUGAUGAUGACGAAGAGAGCGUUAGCGAUGAAAAUGACGUGGCUAGUAACUUUGUGUAUAUGAAUUCACAUGCCCCGCACGCACCACGCCUCCGUAGUCAGUUGAAAAACCGAAAGCUCGUCAGCCGCAUACCAAACCGGCCACAGCGAUCCAACCAAUUGAAUGCCCAGCUUGUGCUGAAGAAUGCAAAACCAACAAAUAUGAUGGUGUCACGAGAACAUGCCGGUGCUAUUAUGGUACCCGAUGGAUUCAUCGAGAUCGAAGGACAGACUGUCGUUGACGAGAAGACCGGCAAGACUGCGUUGUUGGUGCCACGUGCUGCACUCGAUGCCAUUCCCGAUGGAAGCGUCGUGGCGCUGAUGGAACAGUCCGUGGACGAUUCUGAGGAGGCGCGCGCCAAUCGUGUAAUAGUGCACCGUCGCCGCAACGACGCGCGUCGCAAUUUAGUGCGUCGCCGUGGUGGUAACAAUCGUCGUCGACGUGGAAGUAAUCGCCGUCGCCGCGGUGGUAACAGGCGCAAGAACGUGCGCGUAUAUCAGGUUGGUGGUGCUACAAGGCGGCGAGGCAAUCGUCGUAGCAGACGUCCCGUGCAAGUGGUGCAAGGUUGA
This is a messenger RNA of Anastrepha obliqua, 999 nucleotides long. RefSeq names its product nucleoplasmin-like protein ANO39. Bases 1 to 999 code for a protein of 332 amino acids. Lineage: Eukaryota; Metazoa; Arthropoda; Insecta; Diptera; Tephritidae. The transcript is spliced from 2 exons. The record is from RefSeq and is a predicted model, not a curated record.